AUGGCGUCCAAUGAUUUGGGCUUCAACGAUGCGAAACUGGCUUGGGGAAAUUGGGACUAUGUUGACCUUUCGCACUUCACUAAGAUGCCUGGAACUUCUAUCACAGCGUCGGCACUUUCCCUGAUGAAGGGAUGUGGAGUUAAAGCUCAACAUCCUGGGGUGCUGGCCGGUGUUGCAUCUUUCUCUGCAGGGAUUGCACUUCACAGAAUGAGAAGGAGUCACAGCAAAAGAAUCAGCGCCUGUGUCGACAUAGCGGGCCCUGUUCAAACCCAAGCCCAAGACAUUCGCAAAGAUUGCAAAAAAGAUCGACCAUGGCUCCCUGUCGCUCUAAAAUGUACCGGGGCAGCGGUUCUUAUUUUUGCUGCAUCGCGCAAAGUUCGCAAGCGCUGGAAGACUGCGUUUGCAGCAAAAACUAUCAAGCUUGACGCUCCUGUGAAAUCAGCAAUUCAGUUGGAUGAUGCGCCAGCAACGGCACCAAAGGCUGCCAUUUUUGCGGAGUCUUGUGAGCUGGGACCUUCGGGAAAGGUGCAAGACUCCAUUCAAUCGCUUUCGACCAAAGCUCCUUCCAGUGCAGCUCCGGAGUCUCUUUCGAGUGUGGCAAGUUCUGCUUCGGUACGCGGAAGAGGACCUGACAAGGGUGUGAGGUCAAGGUCAACUCCCUUGUCCCAGAUGAAGCAUUCGAGCAAAGGUGUGCAAGAAGACGUUGGGAAAGUUGCCUUCCCCAUCAUGCACUUCAAGCGCAUCCAUUGCUUUGAACAGGCAUCCCCAUUUUCGUCAAACGUGCCAACAAGGUCCCCAUCACCUUGCACCAGGAAAGAACCCCAACAAGGUGAACAACCAAAGUCUCGAUCUCCAGAUCCAAGCAAACAAGGGAAGCGGGUCAAAGAAAUAGAAGAAACACCCAUCGGUGCGAAAACUGGUGAAAGCAAAAGGAACUUGCCACAGGCACCAAGAGAGCUAAGCAACAAGAAUGGACAGCUGGUGUCCAAACCAGGUGGUGCGUCCAAACCAGGUGCUGCGACACAACCAAAGCCAGCAAAGCCAGGAGACGUGCAGAAACGGGAGGAGCCAUCUCCAAAGCCAUUUGCAAGUCCGCGCCAAGCCAGCCAAGCCAGCCAGGCUGCUAGCCAGGCCGCCAGCCAGACCGCCAGCCAGGCCGCCACAGCUCCAAAGGAUGACAAAACCGCGCAGUCCACGUCCACACAGUCCACGCGGGCUGCUUCAUCCGCUUCACCGCGUCAGCCCGGCGCCUCCCCACGGCCCGGAGCCAGACCCGUGGAGCAAAUACGGCCACCCGGCCAAGACUCUCAUGUGAAGGGCCCGGUCGCACCGACCAACCGUGAGAGAGAGCCUCAGACACAGAGCCCACGCCCUACACCAAGCAGCAACACCCAACAAGACCCAACUCCUGUUGGUGGAAGACAGCCAUCCGCAGCAGGCAGCUCAAGCACUGCUCAAAAAGUUCUGAUCUCCCAGGGUGGAGUUGGUGCUCCUGGUGCAAGUUCGCAUCAGUCACAAAACAAUCAGGGUAGUGCAGUGGCAGGGACUGACAAACAUCUACAAGCUGACGCAAAAGGAACGCUGCUUCUGAAAGACACACCCACGACAGACGGAGCCAAGGCCCCAGUCAAACAAGCCGCAACACAUCCAGUUGCAAAACCUCAGAUGCGCAGAGAACCUCGGGCAAGCUUCUACUCGGUCCAGAAAACCGACAAGACCCAGAUCCAACCUGACCGCGAUGAGCCGCCCUCUUUGCCAGUACUGCCAUCAAAGGGUGGAGUCUAUGCAUUGCCAGGUCAACACAGCAUGGCUCCUCCAUUAAGUCAACAAUACGCAUCAGCUCUUGCCCGGCGGCUCCAUCCAGCACCAAGUGAACUCACCAUCAGGCCGAGUGCAGGGGUGCCCAGCCCGCCAUUGCCAGCUUCAGCCAGCGGGCUGCUACCGUCAGAUGGACAAGAAAAGACGGUCAGUGGCGUGCAAUCCCAAGGCAGUUUGCCCCCGCCCAAAGCAGAUCCCAGUUCAAGUAGCUCUGCUCCUGUGGCUAACAAAAAUGGGCCAACACAGAGUGCACAGAGCUCAUCCGGCCGUCCUGGAAGCCAUGCACCAGAUGAGGAUGACUAUGAAGCUUAUUCGGUCUACUCCGGCAGCAGCCGGUCCUCAUCUGCUUCGCAUGAUGAGGCUGGGCAUGAUGAGGGCGGAAAACAUUCCCACUCGGACUAUUCAUCACUCAGCGAUGGAGCAAGAUCACGCUCUCCGAGCAGUGGCAGGCAGUGUGGGAACGACUUUUUGCCAGAUAUCUCAAUGCAAGUGCGGGCAGCUAAGCCCCAUGAUCAAGACAGGUCCCAUGCGAACAGAGCGGAUGACCUUUGCGAGUUUCACGUCAUGGAUGAUGAAGACGCGCAGGAUGCUAUGCAGGAUAUGCAGGGCACUUCCUUGCACCAGGAGUAUGACCAAACCCUUCGAAGACUUGGAGCACGGCGAGCCCCGGCACCAGCGCAAAGCUUGCAGCGCCAAGUGACACAUUGA
Messenger RNA from Cladocopium goreaui, 2526 nucleotides. The record is from the annotation of a GenBank genome assembly. Lineage: Eukaryota; Dinophyceae; Suessiales; Symbiodiniaceae.